CCAUAAAACCUCAACCUUUAUUAGCCCUAGGGUUUCAUCUCCCGCCGCCGUCUCUCGUUCUCUCCUCUCCUCAGAUCGUUUCGAAGGCGAAGGCGACGAUCAAUGGGAGGUUUCAGGUUCCAUCAGUACCAGGUGGUGGGCAGGGUCAGAGCUGCUUCCGACUCCCUCGAUGAACACCCGAAGAUUCGCAUGAAGUUGUGGGCUACUAAUGAAGUUCGUGCCAAGUCCAAGUUUUGGUAUUUUUUGAGGAAGUUGAAGAAGGUUAAGAAGAGCAAUGGUCAAGUUCUUGCCAUCAACGAGAUAUUCGAGAAGAAUCCUACCAAGAUCCACAACUACGGAAUCUGGCUUAGGUACCAGAGCAGGACCGGCUACCACAACAUGUAUAAGGAGUACAGAGACACCACACUGAACGGUGCUGUGGAGCAGAUGUACACCGAGAUGGCGUCUCGUCACAGGGUCAGGUUUCCCUGCAUCCAGAUCAUCAAGACUGCGACAAUCCCUGCCAAGCUUUGCAAGCGUGAGAGUACCAAGCAGUUCCAUGACUCGAAGAUCAAGUUUCCUCUCGUCUACAAGAAAGUGAGGCCACCGACGAGAAAGCUUAAGACUACCUUUAAGGCUACUCGCCCCAAUCUCUUCAUGUAGAUGAGGAGUUUAGUUUCAUAACCAAACCAAAGAUUUUGCUUGAGAGCAGUGUAGUUUGAGUCAUCUGUUUGUUUUGGCCUAAACCUUGAACUUCAUUCUUGUUUGGUUGUUUGUUUGGAGAGAUUAAACAACUUAUGCUUAGUAUCUCUACAACAUUAGUAAUGGCUCUUCUUACGUUUUUGGUUGUUUGAUGGUAGAGAUUCAAGGGAAUUACUUCAUCUUAUCAUUGUUUGCAGA
Messenger RNA from Asparagus officinalis (garden asparagus), 879 nucleotides. Its product is annotated as 60S ribosomal protein L18a-like. The record is from RefSeq and is a predicted model, not a curated record. Gene Ontology annotation, cellular component: ribosome; cytosolic large ribosomal subunit. Gene Ontology annotation, biological process: translation. Gene Ontology annotation, molecular function: structural constituent of ribosome. Lineage: Eukaryota; Viridiplantae; Streptophyta; Magnoliopsida; Asparagales; Asparagaceae.